AUGGAGAUGGAUACAAUCAUGGAAACGAACAUGGACAUGGACACGGACAACAUGGACAUGGACAUGGACAUGGACAUGGACAUGGACAUGGACAUGGACAUGGACAUGGACAUGGACAUGGGCAUGGGCAUGGACAUGGGCAUGGACAUGGACAUGGACAUGGACAUGGACAUGGACAUGGACAUGGACAUGGACAUGGACAUGGACAUGGACAUGGUGAUAAGGCCUGGCUACGCGACCAUCGAGGUCGACCUGAAGCACGAGAAGGCCGCGGGCGACCGCGAGUCGGUGCAGGCGGCGGAGCGCUCGUACAUCGAGCGCACCGCGCCGAAGAAGAAGGAGCCCACCAAGGAGCAGCUCGCGGCUCGAGCCGCGGCACGCAAGGCCAAGAAGGACCGGCAGAAGGCGCGCCGGGCGACGGAGGCUGGCGAGCGCGCCGCGAGCGAGGCCGAGCGCGCGGAGGCCCCGCGGGCGCAGCUGCGCGAGAACAUCCAGUACGUGAUGGCCGGGCUGCGGUCUGCAGCUGCGCAGGCGCGCAGCCAGGCCGGGUCCAAAAUGGGGGUCGAAUACUCGCUGCCCCCGGAGAGGGACGACGGGUAUCGACGCGGCCCCAGCAAGGUGUACGCCACAGUUCCCCAGGGGACCGUGGCGACGACCGUCGCCUCGGACUGGCUCGCGAACGAGCUGGCCGAGCACGGAGAGAUCGAUGCGGCAUACCGCGACCGCAUAGUCAUGCACCUGAUGACGGCCGCCGGCGCCUCGGCGCCGGCCGACGCCGUGUUCAGGAGUAGGAGUGGGGUGCAGGUUGCUCACCCACGGCACCGGGCCGACGUUUACCUUACCUUACCUUACCUUACUUGCAUGCUGGGCCCGUGGGCACGCGGUCGGCAGAAGGAGGUGCUGGCCGCGCUCAAGCGGCUCGUCAACGGGUACAGUGUGUCGCCGGCGAAGCUAAUCAUGGACGACGACGACGACCAGAGCGUGGACAUGGACGAGCUCGUGUUCCGACCCAAUCCUGCGGGCGGUCUCGAGCUCAGCAACUCGGACAACGAGGAGUGA
Emiliania huxleyi CCMP1516 is the source of this 1059-nucleotide messenger RNA. RefSeq lists its product as hypothetical. Bases 1 to 1059 code for a protein of 352 amino acids. The transcript has 4 exons. NCBI's taxonomy places the organism in Eukaryota, Haptophyta, Isochrysidales, Noelaerhabdaceae. The record is from RefSeq and is a predicted model, not a curated record.